GUCACGCGAGAGCGCAGCGCACGGACACACACAAAGAGAGGGGAAAAUACACGGCGCCCGCCCGCCCGCCGCCCCCAGCCAGUCGGCGGGGCCGUCCCGGCCAGGCCCUGCGCGCUCGGCCCCCACUGCGGCCCGCGCGCCCGCCCCCCGCACGUGGCGCCCGAACUCGGCGCGGGCCCGCUCCGCAAAGUAACAACUCUCGUCCCAGUGGAAUAGAAGAUGAACUCAACUGAAUUCGGUGAAGAUGUAGAAGUUGUGAGAAAUGAUGCUGUGAAGGUGGAGGGUGACGAUGCUGCGCCGGACUGCUCCCGGAACUCCAGGGCCUCCGAGAAGCACCCCUUGGGCAGCGUCCUCACUGCCCUCCAGGAGUCCAGCAAGCGGAAGCAUCUGGGCAGCGACGGCCAGCCAGACUCUGUCUCCAGUGUGAAGAGGAGACGGUUGAUACCCGAGGCACUGCUCGCAGGCAUGCGCAACCGUGAGAACAGCUCACCCUGCCAGGGGAACGGAGAGCCAGCCGGCAGGGGCAGGGGCUGCGUGUGGCCUGCUGAAGAAGAGCCUUCCGGUGAGGCCACCACUCCUUCCUACAAGAAGCCUCUGUAUGGCAUCUCCCACAAGAUCAUGGAGAAGAAGAACCCUCCCUCCGCAGACCUGCUCAGCCCCUAUGAGCUCAUUGAAAAGGCCAACUCCAGUAACAGCCCUUCUCCUCUGCGCCUGCUGAAUGAGUCUCAGAAACGGGAAUGUGGUGCUGGGGUGGCCAGUGAUGGGGACCCCAAUAUCUACUUCCUGAUCCAGAAGAUGUUCUACAUGCUCAACACGCUCACAUCUAACAUGUCCCAGCUUCACAGCAAGGUGGACCUGCUCUCCCUCGAGGUGAGCCGCAUCAAGAAGCAGGUGAGCCCUUCAGAGCUGGUGGCUAAGUUCCAGCCUCCCCCUGAAUACCAGCUCACUCCGGCCGAGCUGAAGCAGACCGUGGAGCAGAGCCUGUCCUGCGGCGACCUAGCCUGUCGUCUGCUGGUGCAGCUCUUCCCAGAGCUCUUCAGCGACGUGGACUUCUCCCCCGGCUGCAGUACCUGCGGCUUUGCCGCCAAGCGGAAGCUGGAGUCGCUGCACCUCCAGCUUAUCCGCAACUAUGUGGAGGUCUACUACCCCUCUGUGAAGGACACAGCUGUGUGGCAGGCUGAGUGCUUGCCGCAGCUGAAUGACUUCUUCAGCCGCUUCUGGGCCCAGCGGGAAAUGGAAGACAGCCAGCCAGGCGGCCAGGUCGCCAGCUUCUUUGAAGCCGACCAAGUGGAUGCCGGCCACUUCCUGGACAACAAGGACCAAGAAGAAGCUCUGUCUCUGGACCGCAGCAGCACCAUCGCCUCAGACCAUGUGGUGGACACACAGGACCUCACCGAGUUCCUAGAUGAAGCCUCCUCCCCAGGUGAGUUUGCCGUGUUCCUCCUGCACCGGCUCUUCCCGGAGCUGUUUGACCACCGGAAGCUGGGUGAGCAGUACAGUUGCUAUGGCGACGGCGGCAAGCAGGAGCUGGAUCCCCAGAGGCUGCAGAUCAUCCGCAACUACACGGAGAUCUACUUUCCCGAUAUGCAAGAGGAGGAGGCCUGGCUGCAGCAGUGUGCCCAGCGCAUCAACGACGAGCUGGAGGGCCUGGGGCUGGAGGGGGGCAGCGAGGGGGAGGCCCCACGGGACGACUGCUACGACUCCUCCAGCCUGCCGGAUGACAUCUCAGUGGUCAAGGUAGAGGAUAACUUCGAGGGCGAGCGGCCUGGCCGGCGCUCCAAGAAGAUCUGGCUGGUGCCCAUUGAUUUUGACAAGCUGGAGAUCCCGCAGCCAGACUUUGAGAUGCCAGGCUCAGAAUGCCUGCUGAGCAAGGAGCAGCUGCGGAGCAUCUACGAGAGCAGCCUGUCCAUUGGCAACUUUGCCUCCCGCCUGCUGGUGCACCUCUUCCCGGAGCUCUUCACCCACGAGAACCUGCGCAAGCAGUACAACUGCAGCGGCUCCCUGGGCAAGAAGCAGCUGGACCCCGCCCGCAUCAGGCUGAUCCGCCACUAUGUGCAGCUGCUCUACCCUCGGGCCAAGAACGACCGUGUGUGGACUCUGGAGUUCGUGGGCAAGCUGGACGAGCGCUGUCGGCGCAGGGACACCGAGCAGCGGCGCUCCUACCAGCAGCAGCGCAAGGUCCACGUGCCUGGCCCCGAGUGCCGGGACCUGGCAAGUUAUGCAAUCAACCCCGAGAGGUUCCGAGAGGAGUUUGAGGGGCCCCCGCUGCCUCCUGAAAGGAGCAGCAAAGACUUUUGCAAAAUCCCCUUGGACGAGCUGGUGGUCCCCUCGCCAGACUUUCCGGUGCCUUCCCCCUACCUGCUGUCAGACAAGGAGGUACGUGAGAUCGUGCAGCAGAGCCUGUCGGUGGGCAACUUCGCCGCCCGGCUCCUGGUCAGGCUCUUCCCUGAACUCUUCACUGCCGAGAACCUUCGACUGCAGUAUAACCACUCCGGGGCUUGCAACAAGAAGCAGCUGGACCCCACGCGGCUGAGGCUCAUCCGUCACUACGUGGAAGCUGUCUACCCCGUGGAGAAGAUGGAGGAGGUGUGGCACUAUGAAUGUAUACCCAGCAUCGAUGAGCGGUGUCGCCGCCCCAACAGGAAAAAGUGCGACAUCCUCAAGAAAGCCAAGAAGGUGGAGAAGUGAGAAGGCUGGGCUGCCCAGGGACUUGGGUCACCACAGGCUGAGCAGUGGGUGGGGACCGAGCUUUGCUCCGGAGCUCGUGUACGGUACCCACAGACAGGCACCUUAUGUCAGUGGGGAGUGGUUUCCUACGUUUGCACACUUAACACCUACCCAGCCACAAGAAAGAAGCCUUGAAUUUGGUCUCUUGUAUUCACGACUUUAUUCUGUGUUCCUUGGUGGCACAGCCGGAGUCUGGGAGUAGCCAAGCUGUGAAAUCAAAGAAUUGACAGGGUAGGGUCCCUCCUCAGGGCUGGGGCGCCCUCCCUAACCCUCACAAUUCAAAAUACAAAUUCAGACUAGAUGUGGUAGCCCACACCUCUAGGCAGAGGCCAUUGGACCUCUGAGAGUUCGAGGCCAGUCUAGUCUACAUAAUGAAUUCCAGGCCAGCAAGGGUUACAUAAUGAGACCCUGUCUCAAAAACAGUAAAAUACAAAUUCAGCAGCUUGUUUCUCCCCCAUG
Molecule: messenger RNA, 3186 nt
Organism: Onychomys torridus (southern grasshopper mouse)
Lineage: Eukaryota; Metazoa; Chordata; Mammalia; Rodentia; Cricetidae
Gene: Bend3
Product: BEN domain containing 3
Biological process (GO): rDNA heterochromatin formation
Cellular component (GO): heterochromatin
Molecular function (GO): DNA binding
Source: RefSeq, a predicted model, not a curated record